This is a messenger RNA of Striga asiatica, 603 nucleotides long. The record is from the annotation of a GenBank genome assembly. NCBI's taxonomy places the organism in Eukaryota, Viridiplantae, Streptophyta, Magnoliopsida, Lamiales, Orobanchaceae.
AUGUAUAAGUCUCCUGUAAAAUUUGGCUGCAUUGAGAUUCUGGAAAUCGGCGGGCAGACGAAUCCGGGCGGCGGCGUCAGCCCACAGGUGGCCAGCACCGACAGUGCCAGCGGCAGGAAAAUAUUGAGAUUUAGAAGCUUAAGCCUUAUUGUGGUGCAGAGGCAAAGCGCCGCCUCGAGCUCGAGCAGGCCUUGCAGCACGGGACAGCAUAUGUUCUCCUCCGGAUUCCCUAUUCCGACGUGUAUCAGCCCACCGAGAACGUCCAGGCAGAGCCCCAGCUUCAGGGCGUCGAUCGGGCACGUGGCUGCCGGCGGCGGUCCGGGGACCGGCCGACCGCCGCCGCCGGGAGACGGUGGGGGACAUGUGACCGGCGGCGGAAGGACGGGCGGCGGGAGGAUUAUGGGCGGCACAAUGACCGGAGGGUUGACCACGGGCGGUGAGAUUCUUGGUGGAGGUUUGACUAUGGGCGGCGAGACUCUCGGCGGAGGUUUGACAACGGGCGGCGAGAUUCUAGGCGGAGGUUUGACCACGGGUGGCGAGACUCUCGGCGUCGGAGGUUUGACUAUUGGGUGGUGGUGCUUGGGCGGCCGGGACGGUGGGUGA